Messenger RNA from Aspergillus pseudotamarii, 3987 nucleotides. RefSeq names its product condensin subunit SMC4 (gene smc4). The coding region runs from base 1 to 3987 and encodes 1328 amino acids. Gene Ontology annotation, biological process: mitotic chromosome condensation. The record is from RefSeq and is a predicted model, not a curated record. Gene Ontology annotation, cellular component: chromosome. NCBI's taxonomy places the organism in Eukaryota, Fungi, Ascomycota, Eurotiomycetes, Eurotiales, Aspergillaceae. Gene Ontology annotation, molecular function: ATP hydrolysis activity; protein binding; ATP binding. The transcript has 12 exons.
AUGUCAUCAAUUGCAAGAGGCAGGCCAUCCCGGCGCUCUGCUCCUCGAAGAAGCUAUGUCAUGUCGGAGACAUCUGAAGAGGAAGAUCCCGGAAAUGUGACCCCCACACCGUCCCAGCCUGACGUUGAAGAAGAGAACGAAGACGAUUACACCCCAGUUCCCAAGAAACCUACCACAAGGAGACGGUCUAGCAGGCGUACGACAGCUGAUGCGCCUGCGCCUACACCUAGCACCGCACGCCCCGCACGAAGGUCUCGCAGGUCGACAACAGCAGAGCAGGAGGAGAUGUCGCAAGUUGGUGAAUCAAAUGAUGAAGGGAGCUCAGUUGCAUCUGUAGAAGAGCCUGAAUCGCCUACACAAAAUGUGGCGGCAACGAAAAGAAGAAGCAUCGCAUCCCGCAGGAGUCGUGACUCCAUGACGCCCAAACCGGAACGAUCCUCAGUCGAACCCUCCGUGUCACCCCAGUCCCAAGCCCGAUCCCAGAGAGCCAGUGUGCCGCCACUCGGCGAUAUCACCGACUCCGCGGUGAACAAGUCCCCUUCGCCCGAGGACACAAAGUCGCAAAUUUCAAUCAUUAAUCCCCAUUCGACCGUCCUCGAAAAGCCGAUGGAUAUCAUGAUGAAGGCGCGCAACUUGGCUCAUCCGACAAUACCUGAGGAACCAUCAGGGCCAAAGAGUCGCAUGGUUAUCAAGACUUUAAUCCUUAACAACUUUAAAAGUUACGCAGGGAAACAGAUCGUAGGGCCCUUCCACGCGUCUUUUUCCUCAGUUGUCGGACCGAACGGUUCCGGAAAGUCCAACGUAAUUGAUGCGUUGCUAUUCGUGUUCGGCUUCCGAGCCAGCAAAAUGCGACAAGGCAAAAUCUCCGCCCUGAUUCAUAACUCUGCUGAUUUUCCAGAUUUGCCCUUCUGCGAAGUCGAGGUUCAUUUCCAAGAGGUCCUUGAUCAGCCAGAUGGAGCACAUGAAAUAGUCCCAGAUUCCCAACUGAUCAUCUCUCGAAAGGCGUUUAAAAACAACACCAGCAAAUACUACAUGAAUGGCAAGGAAACAAACUUCACUGCCGUAACGACCUUGCUCCGUGAUCGAGGAAUCGACCUAGACCAUAAGCGUUUCCUGAUUCUCCAGGGUGAGGUCGAGUCCAUUGCGCAGAUGAAGGCAAAGGCCGCCAAUGAGCAUGAGGAUGGGCUUCUCGAAUACCUUGAAGAUAUUAUCGGAACUUCGAAAUACAAAACCCCCAUUGACGAAGCAGCCGCCGAAUUAGAGACGUUGAACGACGUUUGUGUUGAGAAGAAUAACCGUGUGCAGCACGUGGAGAAGGAAAGAAAUGCUCUCGAGGACAAGAAAGAUAAAGCUCUUUCAUACCUCAACGACGAAAAUGAGCUCACCCAGAAACAGUCGGCGCUCUAUCAGAUUUACAUUGAGGAAUGUGCCGAUAACAUCCGCGUCACGGAAGAGGCUAUCCUCCAAAUGCAAGAACUAUUGAACAUGGAACUUGAGAAGCAUGAGGGCAAUGAAUCUGGGAUCAAGGAGCUUGAGAAAGCUUACAAGCGUGGCAUGCGUGAAUACGAAAACAUGGAGAAAGAAGUACAAGCUUUGGUCAAAGAAAUGGCGAAGUAUGACAAGGAGUCCGUCAAAUUUGAGGAAAAGAAGAAAUUCUUGGUUGGCAAACAAAAGAAACUGGAAAAAGCAAUGCAAACUGCCCGUUUGGCUGCUUCUGAAUGCGAAAGCUUGGUCGAGAAACAUUCUAGUGAUAUUACCAAGAAGACCAAAGAGACAACGGAUCUAGAGAAAGAGCUUAAAGCGGAAGAGGAUGAAUUGUCGGCAAUCCGUGAAAGCUUAAAGGGCAAAACCCAGGGCCUUUCAGAUAAGAUCACAGCCAAACAGAAGUCACUUGAGCCAUGGGAUGAGAAGAUCAACAAAAAGGUCUCCGCUGUUGCAGUGGCACAAAGUGAGCUCGACAUUCUCCGAGAGCGAAGCAAUGCCGGUGCUGUACUCCUGGAGGAAGCACAGGGCAAGGUUUCAUCUAUUGAGGAAACGUUAGCCGCCAAGGAAACCGAUCUUGAAGAGCGGAAAGAACAGAAGGCGAUUCUUGAGGAAGAGGUCGCGAAGCUAAAGCAUGACCUCAAGAAGUACGCCCACAGGGAGCCAGAAGUUCGCUCUCAUGUCUCCAGUGCCCGGCAAAAAGCAGACGAAGCAAGAGCUAGCCUUGCAAGCACGCAAAAUCGUGGCAGCGUACUGUCUGGCCUCAUGCGUCUCAAAGAAUCUGGUCGAAUCGAAGGGUUCCACGGACGACUUGGAAACCUCGGGACAAUCGAUGAGAAAUACGAUGUGGCUAUAUCUACGGCUUGUCCCGCGUUAGAAAAUAUGGUGGUGGACACAGUCGAGAACAACCUUGGCCGAGCCAACUUCAUACUUCUAGAUCGUCUUCCACGACGGGAUAUGUCAGCGGUAUUCACCCCGGAGAGUGUCCCACGUCUAUUCGAUCUCGUGAAGCCCAAGGAUCCGAAGUUUGCCCCAGCAUUCUAUAGCGUGAUGCAGAAUACUCUUGUCGCCAAGGACCUAGAGCAAGCCAAUCGCAUAGCCUACGGUGCCAGACGGUGGAGAGUAGUGACACUCGAUGGCCAGCUCAUCGAUACGUCCGGUACCAUGAGUGGUGGUGGUACCCGUGUUGCUCGCGGUGCAAUGUCGUCGAAGCAGGUCGCGGACACCAGCAAGGAGCAGAGGAAGUUCCAGGCUUUCCAGGAGAAGCAAAGACAUAUCGAGGCGGCGAUGAGAGAGAAGUCCGAGGAAAUCCCACGUGUCGAGACCAAGAUUCAAAAGAUAUUAAUCGAGAUUGAGAGCACCAACCGUAGCCUCGCAGAUGCCCAGCGGCGCACAGAUGCAGCCCAGGCUGCAGCUCUGGAGAAGCAGAUCGCUUCUCUCGAAGAGGAAAUCGAAGGUCUCCGUUCACAAAAGGGAGGCAUUGAGGAAGAGAUCCAAACUCACCAGAACAAGAUCAUGGAGGUUGGUGGUGUAAGACUGCGAGGUCAGAAGGCUAGAGUCGAUGAGAUCUCGAAUGCGGAAGUCGGCAAGUCUAAGAACGAGAAGCUUAUAACUAAACAUCAAAAAACACGUGGGGAUGCUGAAGAGGAGCUCGAGCAUGAUGUCUCCAACCAGGCUAACGACGCAUCCGGCUGGAAGCAAAAGAAGGGAGAGCUCAAGACCGUGAAGGCGGAGUUGGAUGAGAAGGUGGCCGAAUUAAACGAAUCCCGGGCCACGGAAAUCGAAAUGCGCAAUAAGCUUGAAGAAAACCAAAAGGCUCUAGCCGAGAAUGAAAAGCGCGGGCGCUACUGGCACGAGAAACUAUCCAAGUUGGCAUUGCAGAAUGCUUAUACCAAGGAUGAGUUAUUGGAGAUGAAUAAGGAGUCUUUAAAAGCUACUAUUGCAGCUUUGGAGGAGAAGACGCAGAACUCCCCUGUUGACCUCUCUGUAAUCGAAGAGUACCGUCGCCGGUCAGCUGAACAUGAAGCUCGUUCGGCGGAUCUCAAUACUGCCCUUGCAUCUCGCGACAGUGCUAAAGCUCGUCUUGACGGCCUUCGAUCCGCUCGAUUGAAUGGAUUCAUGGAAGGCUUUAGCAUCAUCUCGCUCCGCCUUAAGGAGAUGUACCAGAUGAUUACAAUGGGUGAUCCUUUCUCUGAAGGUAUCUUGUUCUCCGUCAUGCCUCCGAAGAAGAGCUGGAAGAACAUUGGCAACUUGUCCGGUGGUGAGAAGACACUAUCUAGUUUGGCCCUAGUUUUCGCCUUGCACCAUUACAAGCCUACGCCACUAAACGUCUCCAUCGUGGCUUCGUACAUCAAAGAAAGAACGAAGAACGCGCAAUUCAUUGUCAUCUCCUUGAGGAACAACAUGUUCGAGCUCGCAUCGCGCCUGGUCGGUGUCUACAAGGUCAACCAUAAGACUAAGAGUGUAACCAUCGAGAACAAGGAUUAUAUCAAGAGACAGGCAUGA